UAUAUAAAUUCGGGUCGAAGUAGACAUUGUUUCCCUCCACGUUCUUUUUCCCUCCUCAGGGGCCAAUAGCACCAAGGCUCUGCGUUCUCUCUGAGACUCCGACUUUCCGUCUGUCGGAAAAUCCCUAGAAGAAGAAAGAAGAAGUCGUCUUCGAGGAUGGAGAAAGUAGCCGGUUCAAAGGAAACAGGGGAAGCCCCAACUUUGCCUCCACCUCCGGCCAUACCACCUUGCGUGAAACCUGAACUUGCUUCUCCAAAGUAUUCCAUUGUCAGUAGAAGUGGGAUUGGGACUGCUGGGCGAUGCAUUCCUUUGCUGGCAAACCACUUCAAAGUUUCUGUUAAUGCUCCGGAUGCAGUGUUUUAUCAGUACAGUAUUUCUAUUACUUCUGAAGAUAAGAGGGAUGUUGAUGGAAAGGGAAUCAGGAGAAAGCUUAUUGAAAGGCUUUACCAGACUUACUCUUCUGAACUUCAUAAUAAACAGUUUGCAUUUGAUGGAGAAAAGAGUCUGUACACUGUGGGUCCUCUGCCACAAAACAAGCUAGUGUUCACAGUAGUUCUGGAGGAGUCAUUUGCAAAACGGGAAACUAGGAGUUCUGGUGGCUCUGGGAGCCCCAGUGGGAAACGUUCUAAACGUUCUUUUCAAUCUAAAACUUUCCAGGUAGAAAUCAGCUAUGCUACCAAAAUACCUUUGAGGUUGAUUGGACUCACCCUUAAAGCAGCCGAUGUAGAUAAUGAUGCUCAAGAUGCAUUCAGGGUUCUUGAUAUCAUUCUGAGGCAGCAAGCAGCUAGCAGGGGAUGUCUUUUGGUAAGACAAUCAUUCUUUCAUGAUGACUCUAACAACUUAGUUGAUGUCGGUGGGGGUGUGUGUGGUUUGAGGGGCUUCCACUCUAGCUUCCGCCCAACUCAGGCCGGCUUGUCACUGAAUAUGGAUGUAUCGACAACCAUGAUCCUAAAACCUGGACCUGUGAUUGAUUUUAUUCUAGCUAACCAGAAUGUGCGGGAACCUCGCUAUGUUGACUGGGUAAAGGCUAGGAAAAUGUUGAAAAAUAUGAGGGUUAAAUCAACACACCGUAACAUGGAAUAUAAAAUCAUAGGCAUGAGUGACAAGCCCUGCAAUCACCAAUAUUUUUCUAUGAAGGUGAAAAAUAAUGAUGGUUCAAAUGGUGAGCAGACUAUGGAGAUAACAGUAUAUGAUUACUUUGCCAAACAUUGUGGCAUUGAACUCACAUAUUCUCAGUUUCUGCCAUGCCUUGAUGUUGGCAAACCUAAAAAGCCCAACUAUCUGCCACUGGAGCUUGCUUCACUUGUUUCACUGCAACGCUAUACAAAAGCAUUGUCGUCAGCACAGAGGGCGUCUUUGGUUGAACAAUCAAGGCAAAAGCCUCAGGAAAAGUCAAGAAUUGUGACUGAUGCUGUCAGAAACUAUCGCUAUGAUAAUGACCCUUUGCUUGCUGCAUGUGGCAUCUCUAUAGAGAAACAAUUAACUCAAGUCAAUGGCCGUGUCCUUGAGACACCAAAGUUGAAGGUUGGUAAUAAUGAUGAUUGCAUUCCUCGUAAUGGGCGAUGGAACUUCAACAACAAGACACUUGUAAAGCCUGUGAAAAUUGAGCGUUGGAUUGUUGUCAACUUUUCUGCACGCUGUGACACUAGUCAUAUUUCACGAGAGCUUAUCAACAGUGGAAUGAGAAAAGGCAUUCAUAUUGAGCGCCCAUUUACUUUGCUUGAGGAGGAUCAACAAUCUAGAAGAGGCGGCCCUGUUGCAAGAGUUGAAAAAAUGUUUGAACAGAUUAAGGAAAAGCUUCCUGGGCCACCGGAGUUCAUUCUUUGUGUCUUACCAGAGAAGAAAAACUCUAUUAUUUAUGGGCCCUGGAAGAAGAAGUGUCUUAGUGACUUUGGCAUCGUGACACAAUGCAUAUCCCCUUCUAAGAUCAAUGAUCAGUACCUAACCAAUGUACUUCUUAAGAUCAAUUCUAAGCUUGGAGGGAUAAACUCUUUGUUGGCACUUGAGUACUCCUCACAUGUUCCAGUUAUAAAAGAUACUCCCACAAUGAUCUUGGGGAUGGAUGUCUCUCAUGGGUCCCCUGGUCAAGCAGCUGUUCCUUCCAUAGCAGCAGUUGUUGGCUCUCUAAAUUGGCCGCUGAUUUCAAGGUACCGAGCAUCCAUAAGAACACAAUCACCUAAGGUUGAGAUGAUCGAUGGUCUAUACAAGCCAUUGGCAAAUGGAAACGAUGAUGGUAUCAUCAGGGAACUUCUUAUGGACUUCUAUAGAACAAGCAAUCAACGCAAACCAACUCAGAUUAUUGUAUUCAGGGAUGGAGUGAGCGAAUCACAAUUUAAUCAAGUCCUGAAUGUCGAGUUGGAUCAGAUCAUAAAGGCUUACAUGCAUCUAGGGGAGGCUGAUAUUCCCAAGUUUACUGUUAUUAUUGCUCAAAAAAAUCAUCACACAAAGCUAUUUCAAGCAAAGGCCCCCGAUAACAUUCCACCUGGGACCAUUGUGGACACUAAAAUUGUGCAUCCAAGGAAUUAUGAUUUCUACCUUUGCGCUCAUGCGGGGAUGAUUGGAACUUCUAGACCAGCUCACUAUCAUGUCUUGGUUGAUGAGAUUGGUUUCUCACCCGAUGACUUGCAAAACUUUAUCCACUCCCUAUCCUAUGUGUACCAAAGGAGUACAACUGCAAUUUCAAUUGUGGCUCCGAUUUGCUAUGCCCAUCUUGCUGCGCAACAGAUGGGGCAGUUUAUCAAGUUUGAGGAUUUAUCAGAAACCUCUUCAGGACAUGCAAGCAUCACUUCAUCUGGAGCUGUCCCCAUCCCAGAGCUCCCUAGGUUGCAUGAGAGCGUCCGGAGUUCCAUGUUCUUCUGCUGAGUUCUGGCCUUUGUAGAUACUGAUAAUAUUAUGCUGUCGAUAGUUAACAGGUACAACACAAAAGGGGUUUUUUUUUUUUUACCGAACCAUUUCUUGGCAUAUCUGAAGUUUGCUCGAAUACGAAACUUUUAACCAGCAAAUUUCAGUAUGUCAUACUUCUGACCACAUGAGAUAGCAAUGUUUAUUUUAGAUUUUGGAGUUAGUCCUUUCAUCAUAGAUGAUAGCUUUAGGGAAAAGAAAUGGCAGAGGAAGCAUAUCUCAUGGAUUUUUGAACGGCAGUUAUCUAAUGGUAUUUUGAUGAAUGGUAAUAUUUUUGGAUGAAUAUAGAUCUUGCUGAGAUUUCAUUUA
This is a messenger RNA of Ziziphus jujuba (common jujube), 3210 nucleotides long. Its product is annotated as protein argonaute 16. NCBI's taxonomy places the organism in Eukaryota, Viridiplantae, Streptophyta, Magnoliopsida, Rosales, Rhamnaceae. Gene Ontology annotation, molecular function: RNA binding; protein binding. Gene Ontology annotation, biological process: regulatory ncRNA-mediated post-transcriptional gene silencing. The coding region runs from base 157 to 2862 and encodes 901 amino acids. Gene Ontology annotation, cellular component: cytoplasm. The transcript is spliced from 23 exons. The record is from RefSeq and is a predicted model, not a curated record.